Messenger RNA from Brassica napus (rape), 1391 nucleotides. Its product is annotated as 1-aminocyclopropane-1-carboxylate oxidase homolog 2-like. Lineage: Eukaryota; Viridiplantae; Streptophyta; Magnoliopsida; Brassicales; Brassicaceae. The transcript is spliced from 3 exons. Bases 1 to 1212 code for a protein of 403 amino acids. The record is from RefSeq and is a predicted model, not a curated record.
AUGAUAUCUAUAACCAGUGGUUUUGCUGUAAAUUCAAGGAAAAAAAAAACAAUAAGUUUUUCUUUUGUAUCAGAUUGUUCUAUUAUUUUUUUAAACACAAAGAACUCUAUGGAGACGACCAAGAUUGGUUCAUUCGAUCGUAUCAGUGAGCUUAAAGCUUUCGACGAGACGAAGACAGGUGUGAAAGGACUCGUCGACGCCGGAAUAACACAGCUUCCACGCAUCUUCCACGACUCACCUUCCAACUUAGCAAACCCCAAGCCGCCUUCCUCUGACUUGCUACAUCUCACGACCAUCCCAACGAUAGAUCUCGAAGGACGAGUCUUCGAGGACGAGACUAAGCGAAAGAAUACGGUUGAUGGGAUUAGAGACGCAGCAGAGAAGUGGGGUUUCUUCCAGGUGGUCAACCAUGGCGUUCCCCUCGAUCUUUUGGAGAGGAUGAAAGAUGGAGUUCGAAGGUUUAACGAGCAAGCCCCUGAAGUGAAGAAACAAUACUACAGCCGAGAUUUUAGGAGAGAGUUUGUGUAUACAAGUAACUUCGAUCUCUACACUUCAUCAGCUGCAUGUUGGAGAGACACUUUCUCUUGUUACAUGGCUCCAAAUCCUCCCAAACCACAAGAUCUGCCAGCGAUCUGUAGGGAUGUAAUGUUGGAAUACUCAAAGCAAGCGAUGAGUUUGGGAGAGUUUCUGUUUGAGCUUAUAUCAGAAGCUCUAGGCUUGAACCCUAAUCACCUCAAGGACAUUGAUUGCUCCAAGGGCUUGCGCAUGCUCUGCCAUUACUACCCACCCUGUCCUGAGCCUGACCUAACUUUAGGCACCACUAAACACAGCGACAUCGCUUUUCUUACUGUCCUCCUUCCAGAUCAGAUCGAAGGGCUUCAAGUUCUCCGUGAAGGGUACUGGUUCGAUGUUCCUCCUGUUCCCGGUGCACUCAUCAUCAACGUCGGAGACCUUCUGCAGCUUGUAACAAACGACAAGUUCAUCAGUUCAGAACACAGAGUGUUGGCAAACAGAGCUACAAAAGCUAGAGUCUCGGUCGGCUGUUUCUUCACAACCGGCAUUAGACCGAAUCCUAGAAUAUACGGACCAAUUAGAGAGCUUGUGUCUGAAAAUAACCCUCCGAAGUACAGAGAGAUCACCGUUAAGGAGUUGGCUGCUCACCGCGAUGCCAAAGGACUUGACGGAUCUAAUUUGCUCCAUUUUAAAAUAUGAGGAGAACAUGGUGAGCUUACUAUUUUUUUUAUUCAACAUGGAUAUGUAAAUCAUGUCUACGUUUGUAGAUUAUAAUUACUUUUGAGAAAAUUAUCAAAAGAGUGCUGAGGAAGGUUUAUAAACAUCACUGUUUAUACUUUUUACUCUAAAAAAAAAAAAUCUUAUGAAGUUCAAUAAAA